GAGAGGGGGUGGGGGGAAGGAGGAGAUGAAAACAGUUAGGAAGGGGGGAAAGAAGAGCACGAACUAUAAACGGAUCGUUGUUUUUGUUUUGUUUUUUUUGUUUUGUUUGUUUUUUUGAGACAUAACCAAAAGGAUCCUGACGCUUUGCUCCUGAACCACUCAGAUUAUCCGUCAUGUCGUGAAAGCCCAGGAUGAAAAUGUCCGGGGAUCUUCUUCAGGAAUCCUGCCACUAAACCGCGCCGCGCUGUCACGAUUUAAGGAGGUAAAAUUGAAUAUGAGUCUCAUUUAACCGAGGAGGAGGUGGGGGCCCCUCAUCAAGCUCAUACCAGCCAAACUCAAAGUCCCACGAUUUCUUUUUUUAUUAUUAUUCUUUAAUUAGCAGAAAGGGAUUUCUUCUUCUUCUUCUUCUUUCUACUGCAUUGAAUUCCUCUGGACGAGAUGUCAUCCGCAUUCAGGAGGAGCUCCUCCGGCUGACUGAGCUCCCCAGCAGCAGAGGGACGCCGACGCACAGACGGACGAUGGGAGAUGCGGCAGAGGACCGAGGGAUGAGACGCACGUUCAUCGUCCCUGCCAUCAAGAGCUUCGACCACUACGACUUCACCAGGGCCAAGGUCUCCUGCAGCCUGACGUGGCUGGUGGCCAAGGCUUUCGGCUCGGAUGCCGUUCCGGAGGAGCUGGCCGAGCCCUUCUACAGGGACCAGUACAACCAGGAACACCUGAAGCCUCCCGUCGCCUGCCUGCUUCAGUCCGCGGAGCUGUACUGCCGCGCAGGAAGCCUGAUCCUCCGCAGCGAUGCCGUCAAACCUCUACUGGGACACAACGCCGUCAUUCAGGCCCUGGCCCAGAAGGGGCUGUAUGUCACAGAUCAGGACAGACUGGUCACCGAGAGAGACUUGACCAGCAUGCCUAUACACAUGAGCUCCCAUCUGGCGCUCAUUGAUACCUUAAUGAUGGCCUACACCGUGGAGAUGGUGAGUGUGGAGAGGGUGAUGUCCUGCAUCAACAAGUACUCGUCUGCUGAACCGCUGCACAGCGACGGUCUCGUCCAGGGGCUGCCGUACGACACAGAGGAUGCAAUCGCCACCUGGAUCAACAAGACGAACGAGCAGCUGAGGGACAUCCUCAUCGAGGAACAGAAGUUAAGAGAGGCCUCGCUCCAAGACUCAAGCAUCACAACACAUAAGUCUUCUAGCAAAUGGUACUGGAGAUUAGUACCUGCCCGAUACAGGAGGGAGCAUGCCCAGAAGAAUGUCCCGUCGCUCCCCCUGGUGGAGAAUUUGCUGAAGGACAACACAGACGGCUGCGCCCUGGCUGCCCUGCUGCACUUCUACUGCCCACAGGCCGUCCGGCUGGAAGACAUUUGCCUCAAGGAGACCAUGUCUCUGGCUGACAGUCUAUACAACCUCCAGAUGGUGCAGGAGUUUUGCAGGAACAACCUCAAUCACUGCUGCCACUUCAGCCUGGAGGACAUGCUCUACACCCAUGCGUCCAUAAAGAGUAACUACCUGGUGUUCAUGGCUGAGCUUUUCUGGUGGUUCGAGGUCGUGAAACCCUCCUUUGUUCAACCCAGAGUCUUCGACCCCAACGCCUGUGAGCCUGUAUCGUCCUGCAGAGACAUGGCUCCUGUGUCCAGUCCUGUCAAACAGAACUAUGCAGACAGACCUUCCAGUCCAGAAAACCUCACAGCUGAAGGCUUAAUGAAGAGAUCUACCUCCCUGUCCUAUGUUGACGGUUGUGUCAAGACGUGGCCCAAAGAAAAACAAUCCUCCUCUCGGGGAAUCUCCUUUGAGAUCCCGCUGGAUGGAGAUGCAACGUUGCCCCCAUUUGAGGCUCCUUCUACCUGCGGCAUGACCCGCUCAGCCAGUACCGAUGGUCUGGGGUUCAAAGUUCAUUAUGCAUCAAGAGGCGGCAUGAAACGCCACCUCUCCCUCACGCCAGUCGACGUGAACGGUCAGGGCAGACAGAUCCCAGAGGAGGACGACAACUUCGCUUCCCACAAACCUUUGGGACGGAACAACACUUUCUCUAUUAAGAGCCAAAGCAGGUACCCCAAUGGAGUCUUACCAGACAACAGCAGCCCCACUAAGUACCAAGGGAGCCACUCCGCCCGCGUCAGUCCAUCAACUCCUCCGAGCAUCGAGGAGGCCCUCAAGAUCAUCCACGACACCGAACGGCCUCAUGCCAGCCUCGCUAUUGGAGAUGGAGACAAUGGCUUUUUUCUGCAUGGUGCAGAGCCGUCAGACCCUCCAGGGGCUCAAGCUCCCGGAGAUGACUUUGGUUCAGCGAAGGCUCGGGUGAAUGACCGAGACCCCAACUCUGCCUCCACAGAUGAAGUCGACACAGGCAUCCAUGUGCGGACAGAGGACAUCCAGAGUUUGGAUGAGGACUCCUCAUCUCUGAGAGACUACUCAGAUAUAGAUCCAGACUGCGAGGCCAUGACGAGGUCGUGUCCUCUGCCCGGCAAGCAGGAGAGGAGCAGGGAAGGGGAACACAAGGAGGAAGUGGAAGCAAACCCUGAGGGUGAACAGGAACACGGAGGUGACAGAGGCAGCCCUUGUCCCAGUUCUGCACCCACCCUCCCCAGGUCUUACACAGGCAGUCCCGCCUCUUCAUCGGGUGGGUCAGGUGGGGGUCUGGUGCGGAUGACCAGCUUUGCAGAGCAAAAGUUCAGGAAGUUGGAGGGAAGGAGUAGCGGAGGAACUACCACUCCAGACAGCUCUGAUCUUAAUGUGCCCUAUACACAUUCAGCCAGAACCACUUCCACUCAGUUCUCUUCGCCUCCCCUGCCAAUCACGUCGCCUUCUCCGGCUACCCCGUCAACAAGAGACCCCUCCCACUUCAUAGCCUCAGAAAUGAUUCAGCUGAGAAUGAAACUUGAAGAAAAACGCAGAGCCAUUGAAGCCCAAAAGAAAAAGGUAGAGGCAGCCUUCACCAGGCACCGUCAAAAAAUGGGAAGAACAGCCUUCCUGAAUGUAGUAAAAAGGAAAGGAGUGACAGCCCCUCUGAGCCAGAACUCCAGAGGGGCAGAAACACCUUCACCUAUCUCCUCGUCAAAGGAGGACAGUGUGGAGCGGGUGGAGAGAUGCAAACCUGAUGGAGCAGCUCCCAAAUCUCCAUGCGAAGACGGUGGGGGCGUGACCCCUGGAGAGGUCGAUCUUGCAGAAUACACACGGUCCAUUGAAAGGCUCAACACGUCGCUGGGCUUCCUGCAGACUGAGAUGCAGCGACUGGCCCAACAGCAGGAGCAGAUCAUGGCCAUGAGAGACCAACACCAACAAGCCUGUGUGAUCCCGCCUCCUGCUCCGUCUCCUCACAGGCAGCUCCGCGAGUUGCGCAGCAGCAGCGUCACAGGCAGAGGAUCGGGCCGGGGGUCGGUGGGAUCCUUGUCCCCGAUCCUGUCCUCUUCCGGGUCGCCGCGCGCCCCCAACCGUUCACCUGCAGGCAUCAAACGACGACCGGCCUCAUUUCAUGCCAGAACACCUCGGACUCCCCGUCCAAAUGACCUGAAGGUCACUCCCAUCAGUCGGAUGCUCAACACUCCCACCUCAGUAGACAGCCUGCCCAGACUGAGGCGUUUCAACUCCAACCAAACCCAGCAGAGCUCGUUUGCCUACCUGAGUCACGACGAGGGCAUCAGGGGAAGACACAACCAAGAGCUCAAGGGUGAAAAAGAUGACUCUAAGAAAAAAGAGGAAAUGGAAGUAAAGAGCAGUGAUGAGGAAGAAUGCAAGAAAAAGACGAGUGAGCGCUUGAAGGAGAGGACAGAAUCUAAAGAGGAGUCGAAGGCAUCAGAGGUUUUGUGCCAGCCGGUUUCAGAGACCAAAGGUGGGGUUGUUAGCCAGAGUCAAGAUGACAAACAGGAAAGAAAGGACCUAGUGGAGGUGCCGCUCUCUUGGGUAAAGCCUCCUGGUGGCCGGGGUCCGGAUAACACAGAGGAGGGAGAGAAAGGAGGAGAAAGUUAUGGAGACGACCAAAAGAUGUGCUGUGGAUUCUUCUUUAAGGAUGAUGUGAAGGGAGAAGAGGACAUGGCGGCAAAGAAAGCAGCUCUGUUGGAAAAGAGACUUCGGAGGGAGAAGGAAGCUCAAGAGAAGAAGCAACAACAAGAGCUGGACCAGGAGCAGAAGAAAGAAGCUGCACGAUUAAAAGCAGAGGAGGAGCAACAGAAGAAGGACGACGAGAAGGCGAGGAGGGAAUACAUCAAGAACGAAUAUCUGCGGAGGAAGCAGCUCAAACUGAUGGAGGACAUGGACGAGGUCAUCAAGCCGCGUGGUGGAAGUCUGAAGAAAAAGCAGCGGCCCAAGUCCAUCCACAGGGACAUCAUGGAGUCAUCGACUCCUCCUGUGAGAACGACAGGCGUGCGUCCUCGGGGCUUCUCUGUCUCAAGUGUCUCUUUGGCGUCCCUCAAUCUGGCUGACAACGACAGGGACCAGCCAGAUAACAGGAAGAACAACAGAGGCCACAAACUAGCCUCAGCUCAUAUCCCGUUUUUUUUAAGCUCUCCAAAAGACAGAAAGGGAAGGCCAGACUCUGUGGAGGGUUUUUCUUCUUGUCCUUCGGCCGGCAGUCGUAACGGAGAGAAAGACUGGGAAAACGAGUCGACCACGUCCUCCACUCCAUCCAACACAGAGUACACAGGACCGAAACUGUACAAGGAGCCUAGUGCCAAGUCCAACAAGCACAUCAUCCAGAAUGCCCUGGCUCACUGCUGCCUCGCUGGCAAAGUCAAUGAAGGGCAGAAAAACAAGAUACUUGACGAAAUGGAGAAAUCCGAAGCCAAUAACUUCCUAGUGUUGUUUCGUGACUCCGGCUGCCAGUUCAGGUCCGUCUACACGUAUUGCCCCGAAACGGAGGAGAUCGCCAAACUGGCCGGCAUUGGCCCAAAGUCUAUUACUCCCAAAAUGAUCGAAACUUUGUACAAGUACAACUCGGACAAGAAGCAGUUCAGCAAGAUCCCGGCUAAAACCAUGUCCGCCAGCGUGGACGCCAUCACCAUUGCCAACCACCUGUGGCAAACCAAGAAGCAGGGGACUCCCAAAAAACACCCAAAGUAGAGGCAGGUGAAGGCGGUGCAUCUGGACAAGUUGAAACAUACUGAAGAUAAUGUGGAUUUUUUUCUAUAUGUAUUUGAGGGACGCUAGUUACCAUUCCUGAAAAAUCUCAACUGGAAUGUUGAAAUACAUUAUCACACAUAAAACUAAUACAGAGCUAACUAUGACACUACUUCAGUGUGGCACAAGUGUGUUCUUGUCAGCAUGUGUAUCAAUGUUCUCAUGUGCCAAAAAAAAAAAAAAAAAGAAAGAAAGAAAAGAUGAUACCAGGUGAGCCGAUGCCUUACCAAGCUGAACCACUGAAGCACUGAAUGUCACGCCUCUCAGAGGCACUUUGGGUUCUCUGCGCUGAUCAUGUGUAGCCUUAUGCUUGUUCUGUGUCACAUGGACGCAAAGUGGGUGUUGGUGUCAUUUUGUCUGCGCCUGCCGAAAACAUCUGUUUGUUGUCUGUACACACAGGUCCAAGAUCAGAUUAGGUCCCCUUCGCAGUUAGCUGCCUGUCUGUGAUCAGAUGUGACUUCAGCUGCUUAACAGGCAUGUUUUAUUUUUUUUUGUUGUUGUCGUUUUUUGCCUUUGUACAUGUGAUUGACAACUCUAUAAACAGGUUUUAUUUCUGUAUAUGUGUGCACGUACAGUGAAGUGCCAACCAGCACGCUAAGCACACCUCAAGUGGAGAAUGGAUUUAUUUGACAAAAGUGUGUGUUAAUGACGAGUGUAUGGAGUACCAUCAAAUGGUUCUGGAAAACACCUGCAAUAGGAUUUUAAUUUAUUUUACUUCAAUAUAGCUUUUGAGAUACGUUGAAUACACAUUAUGUUUUAUGCGAAACACAACAUGGUCCGCAGCAUACCUUAGUUAUAUUUGUUGUAUAUCAUAGGAAAGCAAACAAGUCGGUUCCUGGUAGCAUUUGAGUAGCUUUUGUAAUUUAUCAUGUUUAUGUAUAUUGUUGUUUUUUUUUUCUGGGGCCUUUUAUUGUGCUACAGAUGCAAAAAAUCUGAUCCCUCAGCAGCAUUACUGACAAGACUACCAUGAGUUAUGAUCUAAAUGGAGAUCUCAGUGUCAUCAGUGUGUGCAGUAAUUUAAGUUCUAACUAUUGAUUAUGCUGCAGAGUGACCGAAUAACUAAAAUGUCACAUCAAUGUGCUUUGUGUCCUCACUGUUAGAUGCAGAUUGUGAUCAGAUUUUGUUGUAAAUAGGAGGACGAACUUCCCUGCGCUAGCGGUGUCAGACCUUCUCCACUGUUGCUGCGUCUGAUCUGAGAGGUUUUUACACUGUCACUGUCAGUGCUUUUCACUUUACCUUACUGUUACAUUUUUACAUCUUGCAUUCCUUUCAGUAUGUGUUGACUCUGUACAGAUAUAUUUUCACAUAUAAGAAGUAUUUUUUGUAAGGAUAUUUACCAGUUGGAAGUGUGCGAAGCAGCACGGUCAUUGAAAGACGUGUGUGUCUGAAUGCAAAGCAUUGCUGAAUGAGGAGGUGUUUUAUUCAAUUGAUUUCUUUUUCCUUUUCUCCAGCUUUCUUUUUAAUCAGGAAAAUGCGAUAAAAUUUUCAUGAACUUGUUAUUGUUGAUUAUUUUUAUUAUUAUUAUUUCCUGUUUUAUUAAAAUGCCAGCUCUUAACAGUU
Poeciliopsis prolifica (blackstripe livebearer) is the source of this 6668-nucleotide messenger RNA. RefSeq names its product calmodulin regulated spectrin-associated protein family, member 2b (gene camsap2b). The coding region runs from base 519 to 5051 and encodes 1510 amino acids. The transcript has 23 exons. Lineage: Eukaryota; Metazoa; Chordata; Actinopteri; Cyprinodontiformes; Poeciliidae. The record is from RefSeq and is a predicted model, not a curated record. Gene Ontology annotation, cellular component: microtubule minus-end. Gene Ontology annotation, biological process: negative regulation of microtubule depolymerization; cytoplasmic microtubule organization; neuron projection development. Gene Ontology annotation, molecular function: microtubule minus-end binding; spectrin binding; calmodulin binding.